Molecule: messenger RNA, 1302 nt
Organism: Oncorhynchus nerka (sockeye salmon)
Lineage: Eukaryota; Metazoa; Chordata; Actinopteri; Salmoniformes; Salmonidae
Product: proteinase-activated receptor 3-like
Exons: 6
Coding region: 1-1302 (433 amino acids)
Biological process (GO): thrombin-activated receptor signaling pathway; blood coagulation; phospholipase C-activating G protein-coupled receptor signaling pathway
Cellular component (GO): plasma membrane
Molecular function (GO): thrombin-activated receptor activity
Source: RefSeq, a predicted model, not a curated record
AUGGCUCUAUAUACAUCUGUGCGUCAGAGACACAGGAAGAACAAGAUAGGCCACAGGGUCACACCUGGUAGCUGCCGGGGCCUGACGGGAACUCACAACAAAGACGACUAUUCAGAUAAACUGUGGCAAUGGGGAAACUGUUUAAAAAAACUUGUUUCAUCUCUUUUGCUGGAUGUGACCUUUCAAUCCAAAGGUAAAGACAACUCCUUUACAGACUGGAAUAUAGGAACAUUACUGGUGGUAAAUCCCAGAACAUUUAGAGGAGAAAUUAUCCAGUUAAAGUCUGUCACUCUCCCUAAUGCCACCCAACAGACACAGACACAACAAGCACCCCAUUCUUCUCCCCUCCUCAGCCCCUCUGCCCUUACCCCUCCGGCGCUGCGGUUGCUAAGCAAUGACACAGCGGCGUAUCUUGCCGGCCCUCUGAGCACAUGGGUCAUACCCUGCGUUUACAUGCUGGCCGUUGUCGUAGGGAUCCCGGCCAACAUUGCCAUCUUGUCUGCCGGGGCCACUAAAGUCAGGACAGUGUCGUCAACCAUCCUUUACUGCAGCCUGGCCAUCUCCGACCUCUUCCUCCUCCUCUCUCUCAUCGUCAAGGCCCACUACCAUCUCCACGGCAACCACUGGAUGUUCUGCGAGACUGCCUGCCGUGUUGUCACAGCCUGUUUCUAUGGCAACCUCUACUGCUCGUCCCACACGCUAGCCUGCCUUAGCAUCAAGCGCUACCUGGCUGUGGUGCACCCCUUCCUCUACAAGAGCCUUCCCAAGAGGGCGUGCACCGUUUGGGCCAGUUUGGCUGUGUGGGGGGUGUUUGGGGCUGCCAUCAUACCUAAACUACUGGUCCGUCAGAGCUACCGCCUACCCCAGCUCGGCUUCACCACCUGCCAGGAUGUACUCCCCCGGGACUACAGCUCCCAUGCUCCUCUGCUCUACUACAAUAUGGGUGUGACAAUCCUGGGUCUAUUAUUCACCCUGGUGGUCAUGGCUGUGUGUUACACACGGAUCGUCCGAGGACUCAACCACUCGCACCACGACUGGACACUGUAUGUCAAGGCAAGCUCACUGGUGUUUGUGAUCUUCGUGGCAUGUUUCGGCCCCGUCGCAACCUUCCACUUCCUGCAUUACGUACGCCUGUUGGAAGGCGGAGAGGAGAGCUUCUAUGGCUACUUCAAGGUAGCAGUGUGUCUGUGCUGCCUGCAUGCCUGCCUGGACCCGUUCCUCUUCCUCCUCAUGUCUAAAUCAGAUGGAUCUAAACUCUACUUCAUGACCCUCAAGGGGAAGACACUGAACAUCUCCACCUGA